Molecule: messenger RNA, 2418 nt
Organism: Salvelinus namaycush (lake trout)
Lineage: Eukaryota; Metazoa; Chordata; Actinopteri; Salmoniformes; Salmonidae
Product: 4F2 cell-surface antigen heavy chain-like
Exons: 10
Coding region: 1-1158 (385 amino acids)
Biological process (GO): carbohydrate metabolic process; amino acid transport
Source: RefSeq, a predicted model, not a curated record
AUGUGUGUAGUUGAGGUACUAGACAGUCUGAACCAGUUGAAGGUGAAGGGCUUGGUUCUGGGGCCUCUUCACACUGUCCAGCAGGACCAAGUAGACACUCUAGACCUGGUCUCUAUGGACCCCGGGGUAGGAACUGACCAGGACCUGCUGGUUCUGCUGGACAAGGCCCACAAGAAGGGUAUCUCUGUGGUGUUGAAUCUGACCCCUAACCCUGGAGCUGACCCCUGGUUCAGCCCUGACAACUUGCCUAAAGUACUGGACAAACUCAGGGAAGCUGCUGAACACUGGCUGGGGAUGGGCGUGGACGGGGUGCAGGUGUCCGGCCUCGCUGCUGCCAGCGCCUCUUCUGAUUGGUCCAAGUUCCAGGGUGUCGUCCAGGGCAACAGGACAGAGGUGGACGUGAAGAAGAGAGCUGUAAUAGGAGUGGUUGAUGGUCAGGACUCCUCUGCCGUCUCUCAACUUCUCAACUCUUCUGGUGUGGAUCUGAUACUGUCUGAUGUCCUUAACAAGGAAAACUCCGGUAUCGAGAGAGCGAAGUCCAUCCACGGCCUGGUCUCGACCCAGAAACAGAGCUCUUUAGCCUGGGGUCUAGGAGGCAGUUUGGGGAACCAUCUGGCUUCAGUGGUGGAGAAACCAGAACUGGUACGACUUUACCAACUGCUGCUUUUCACACUGCCUGGAACACCUGUCUUCAACUACGGAGAUGAGUUGGGCCUCGUGGACCAGGGCUCCACCUCUCCUAAGAUGCUGUGGGACACUGAGGAAGAGGAGGUUGCUGAAGGAGCUGUGAAGAACGAUACAGCGGAGGCCCAGAAGACUCAUCGUCUGACAUGUCGUUCGUGGUUUAAGACCCUCUCUGAUCUGAGGGGUAAAGAACGUUCCCUCCUUCAUGGGGACUACUUCCACCUCCACUCCUCCUCCUCAUCCCUUGCUUUCCUGCGUCUGUGGGACCAGAGCGAGCGAUACCUGACAGCCGUUAACUGGGGCUCCGCCUCCUUAACCAUGGUCCUCAACAACACAGAGCUGAGCCUCCCGGAGCAGGCUCAAGUGAAGCUGAGUACAGACCUUGAGAACCUGGCUGCGGACAGCUCUGUCUCGCUGGAUAAACUGCUGCUGGGACCAGGACAGGCUGUCCUAUUGACCUUCCCCUUCGCUUAGGAGGGACUAGAACAGAGACCAGGACUAGAGCAGAGACCAGGACUAGAGCAGAGACCAGGACUAGAGCAGAGACCAGGACUAGAGCAGAGACCAGGACUAGAGCAGAGACCAGGACUAGAGCAGAGACCAGGACUAGAGCAGAGACCAGGACUAGAGCAGAGACCAGGACUAGAGCAGAGACCAGGACUAGAGCAGAGACCGGGACUAGAGCAGAGACCGGGACUAGAGCAGAGACCGGGGCUAGAGCAGAGACCGGGGCUAGAGCAGAGACCGGGACUAGAGCAGAGACCGGGACUAGAGCAGAGACCGGGACUAGAGCAGAGACCGGGACUAGAGCAGAGACCGGGACUAGAGCAGAGACCGGGACUAGAGCAGAGACCGGGACUAGAGCAGAGACCGGGACUAGAGCAGAGACCGGGACUAGAGCAGAGACCGGGACUAGAGCGGGACUAGAGCGGGACUAGAGCGGGACUAGACCGGGACUAGACCGGGACUAGACCGGGACUAGACCGGGACUAGACCGGGACUAGACCGGGACUAGACCGGGACUAGACCGGGACUAGAGCAGAGACCGGGACUAGAGCAGAGACCGGGACUAGAGCAGAGACCGGGACUAGAGCGGGACUAGACCGGGACUAGAGCAGAGACCGGGACUAGAGCAGAGACCGGGACUAGAGCAGAGACCAGGACUAGAGCAGAGACCAGGACUAGAACAGGCCAGAAUAAGAAACUACUAAACAUAACUUUUACACCAUGAACAAAGGGAGAAUGUUUUAGAUGACAGAAAACAAGCAGAAGGAAUAUAUAGUAUGAACAGCGGUUUUAGCCAGAGCUUAAAAAUAUAAACGGUUAGGCCAGAAUGACUAUUUCCACCUGUUAAAACAUUCCAGUUCAGAUUUGAUCAAAUGUUUUUGUUGGCCGUUGUUUUGAAAACAUUUAAAAGGGAACUUUUUAGUUCCGUUUAAAAAAAAUGUGUUUUAUGACAUCUGGAGUUGAACUGUUGAAGUAGGAAAAUAUCAGUUUGAAUUUUAUUUUUUUAUUUUUUUUCUUCAAUCUGUUUUAUUCCAUCCAGUGGAACAGAAUUGUCAUUCAAAUGCUAGUAUUGGUAUUGUAUUGGUAUUGUAUUGGUAUAGUAUUGGUAUAGUAUUGGUAUUGUAUUGGUAUUGUAUUGGUAUUGUAUUGGAGAAGAUUGCUAGCUCCCUAUUGCGAGAUAUUGUUCUGACUAAAACUUGAAAGGAGUAAAUUAAAAGUCCUGCGUUA